AUGAAGGAACGAGCUGCGACAAAGACGAAAGAGAUGAAGGACACGGUGAAAUCGAAUCUAGUGGCCGAUCAAUCCGCAGAACACAAAAAGGAAGAAGAGGACCUUCUCCAUGCUGCUUUGUGCAAGGCAAACGGCAUCAAGGAUGGUGUGGUAGCUAUGGCUAUCGGCACUACAGAUGCUGUGGUAGGAAAAGCAGUUGAGGCAAAAGAUGGUGCUGUUGGGAAGGCAGUUGAAGUGCAGGAUGGUGCAGUAGCCAUGGCUAUCGGCGCUGCAGAUGCUGUGGUAGGAAAAGCAUUUGAGGCAAAAGAUGGUGCUGUUGGGAAGACAUUUGCAGUCAAGGAUGGAGCUGUAGCUAUAGCUAUUGGCACUACAGAUGCUGUGGUAGGAAGAGCAUUUGAGGCAAAAUAUGCUGCUGUUGGGAAGACAUUUGAAGUCAAGGAUGGUGCAGCGGCCAUGGCUAUGGGAAACAGAAAUGCUGUGGUAGGAAAAGCAGUGGAAUUGAAGGAUGGCGCAGUAGCCGUGGCCACUGGGAAGGCAGUUGAAGCAAAAGAUGGUGAUGUUGAGCAGGCGAUUGAAAUCAAGGAUGUGUUGGGGGACUUUACUCUGAAUGCUGCCGAUGCCGCAGUAUCAAAGGCAGUUGACGUGAAACUGCAGAGGUGCAGCAUGCAGUUGCGGAGGCAAUUCCGGUUUUGA
Messenger RNA from Seminavis robusta, 693 nucleotides. NCBI's taxonomy places the organism in Eukaryota, Bacillariophyta, Bacillariophyceae, Naviculales, Naviculaceae. The record is from the annotation of a GenBank genome assembly.